GGGCGCCUCAGUUUGUAAAGCGAGAUGGUGACGAUGGCCGCCUUGCCAGCUUCGGGGCGCCUCGGAUUAACCCUCUUGUUACCGCGGCUUUUCGUUGUGUUCUCGCGGCCCCGCAUACAGUAAGCGAUCGGGCCUUGCUCCUCCAUCCGCAGCCGGCGGCCAAUGAAGGCCCCUCCAGUGCCGAGUAGGGCCGCUGGGUGGCGCUGCGGAGAGAGACCCAGGCCCCGAGUCGCGGAAGUGCAGUUACACUGGUGCCGGAGGUAACCAGAGUGGGGAUUCAGUCCCAUCUCCUGUCCAUGGGAGCUUCCCUGGUGAAGCUUGAGGCCGUUGCGCAGCAGAGCGCCCGCACCCGUCUGCUGCCCCUGCUGCACUCUGAACUGUGGCAUCUCAGACAGGUUUCCAUGGCUGAGCACCUGAAGGCUGUGCCUGUGGAGGCCGCGCCCAUGAAGGCCGAGCCUGGGCCCAUGGCCAAGGAAGACCCUAAUGUUAGGGGUAGCAAGGAUCGGGGGCUGAAGAAGUGGGAGGAAACUGAGCCUCAAGCUAAGAGGCUGAAGAACAAUGAAGAAGAUGAGGAGCACAGUAAAAAGCUCCCCAAAAGGAAGAUUGUGCUUCUGAUGGCCUAUUCCGGGAAAGGUUACCAUGGGAUGCAGAGGAACUUGGGGUCUUCCCAAUUUAAGACUAUUGAAGACGACUUGGUGUCUGCUCUUGUUCAGUCUGGCUGCAUUCCAGAAAACCAUGGUGAAGAUAUGAAGAAAAUGUCCUUUCAGAGGUGUGCACGGACAGACAAGGGUGUGUCUGCUGCUGGCCAGAUUGUAUCCCUGAAGGUGUGGCUCAUUGACAACAUUUUGGAAAAGAUUAAUAGUCACCUUCCAUCUCAUAUCAGAAUCCUAGGUUUGAAGAGGGUCACUGGAAGUUUUAAUUCAAAGAACAGAUGUGAUGCAAGGACGUAUUUCUACAUGCUGCCGACAUUUGCCUUCGCUCACAAGGACCACGACAUCCAGGACGAGAGGUACCGCCUAAGCCCAGAGACCCUGGAGAAAGUCAACCAGCUGUUGGCCGGCUACAAGGGAACCCACAACUUCCACAACUUCACCUCCCAGAAGGGCCCCAAGGAGCCGAGCGCCAGGCGCUAUAUCAUGGAGAUGCACUGUGAGGCUCCCUUCAUGCGGGAAGGCAUGGAGUUUGCUGUGAUCAAGAUCAAGGGCCAGAGUUUUAUGAUGCACCAGAUCCGGAAGAUGAUCGGCUUGGUGAUUGCUGUCCUGAAGGGCUAUGUGCCUGAGUCCGUGAUGGAACGCAGCUGGGGAGAGGAGAAGGUUGACAUCCCCAAAGCGCCGGGACUUGGGCUCGUCCUGGAGAGGGUCCAUUUUGAACAGUACAAUCGACGUUUUGGAAACGAUGGGCUGCAUGAACCCCUGGACUGGGUGGAAGAGGAGGAGAAGAUGACUGUGUUCAAAGAGCAGUAUAUCUACCCCACUAUCAUCAAGACCGAGAUGGAGGAGCACUCCAUGACCAACUGGCUCAAUACGCUUCCAAACCACGACUUUGACGCUGGCUCUCAGGAGGCCAAGGCUGAUGAUGGGAACACAAAGGCCCCUGCUAGUCUUAAAGGCAGUGAUGGAGGCGGAGAUCAUUGACUAAGAGAAGAGAAGUCACCAGGGGAGCAGAGCUGUGCCGUUUCUGUAUCUCACCAAGGGGGCCUUUGCAAAUCCCUCUGCAACAUACAUAGACACAUCCCCAGCUUAUUGGUUUGUUUAUUGUGAUCAGUUGCUGAUGAUGGAAAGGAGCUGGGAAGAUGGAAAUUGUCAGGAUCGUGGUCCUUGACCUAAAGAAUGUCAGGGUCAGAAUACUUGAAAAUUUUAUGCUUAAAAUUAAAAGACCUGAUUUUAUUCUUUCAUUGACUUCAGGAUCUCAAAGCAUGGUAGCCUUCUGUGUUUGGAUCACGAAAUAAACUGCCUCUAGUAUGCUUUUAGUUCAUUCUUUUAAUGUUAACCACUUCUAGAACAUUGGGAAAAAGGAAAAUGUGUUGUUUUUUUUAAAAAAAGAAAUGAUUUUAUUAAAUUGUGCUUCUCUAU
This is a messenger RNA of Sarcophilus harrisii (Tasmanian devil), 2072 nucleotides long. It is a transcript of the gene PUS1, whose product is annotated as pseudouridine synthase 1. NCBI's taxonomy places the organism in Eukaryota, Metazoa, Chordata, Mammalia, Dasyuromorphia, Dasyuridae. Gene Ontology annotation, molecular function: pseudouridine synthase activity; RNA binding. The transcript has 7 exons. Gene Ontology annotation, cellular component: nucleus. Gene Ontology annotation, biological process: mRNA pseudouridine synthesis; tRNA pseudouridine synthesis. The record is from RefSeq and is a predicted model, not a curated record. The coding region runs from base 297 to 1634 and encodes 445 amino acids.